ACAUGAUCGCAAUGGGUGAAAAGGUGAGCCCAAGUGUCAAGUUGUAAUUUUUUUUUUCAUUUUUCCAAAACGCCGCACUUCACCUCGUGUCGAGUUGCCAUUUUUGUUUUGGGGGGUAAAAACGGCUUCUAAUCCUUUCUCCCAAUUCUGAAUUCGGAUCUCAUCGCUCUGGCGCUGCCGGAUUCUCAUCGGCCUUGAGCAAUCCCCAUUUUUAAGGGUUUCAACAACUUCAUUCGCAGAAACUAGGGUUUCCUGAACGUCCAUGGAGAAGGACGUGUUAUCCCCUUCUUCUUCAAAUAUAUUCAGCCAUGACAUCAGCGGGAUGUCAGAUUUCCCCCUUCGAAACCCCGGCCACCGCCGGGCCCAGUCGGAGAUCCCCAGCCUCCCUGUUGACCUCAAUUUGGAUGGUGAUCUCGGCAUUGUGGGGCCCGCCGACGAGAUGGAAGAUGAUUUCUUGGCAAUGUACUUGGAUAUGGAUAAGCUUGGGGGUGAAAGCUCGGAGGCUGCGGUGGUUGGCGCUGGCAAUGGUGGUGCUUAUUCUUCUUCUUCUUCUUCUGAUUUGAGGAAUGAGAACCCAAGGGUUAGGCACCAGCAUAGUCAGUCGAUGGAUGGGUCGACGGAGUUUCUUGGGGCGAAUUCGGAAGGGCCAACCUCUUUGGCAGAGGCAAAGAAAGCUAUGUCCGCAGCGAAGCUUGCAGAACUCGCGCUUGUGGAUCCAAAAAAGGCCAAGAGAAUUUGGGCAAACAGGCAGUCGGCUACAAGGUCAAAAGAAAGGAAGAUGCGAUACAUUGCAGAGCUCGAGCGGAAGUUGCGAACACUGCAAAUCGAAGCAACGACUUUUUCGGCUCAGUUGUCAAUGUUACAGAGAGAUACUACUGCUCUGACUGCUGAAAAUAACGAGUUGAAGUUGAGGUUGCAAACAGUGGAGCAGCAAGUUCACCUGCAGGAUGCCCUAAACAAUGCACUCCGGGAGGAGGUUCAGCGAUUGAAAAUGGCAACUGGGCAGAUGAUGCCAAAUGGUCCAAUGAUGAACUUUGGACAACCAUCUUUCGGGGGAAAUCAACAAUUUUACCAUCAGAAUCAGAACAAAACCAUGCAGCCACUUCCGGCAACUCACCAGCAGCAAUUGCAAAUUCGUCAACCUCAGUAUCAGCAUCAACAGCAGCAGCAGCCACCAGGUGAUUUCAGAUUGAGGGCAACACUGUCUCAGCACGGCCAAAGGGAGAGUAUAGCUGGUAGCGGCAAUGCUAAUGGAGUAAUACGUUAGAGAUGGACUAGCUUUCGCUUUUGUUGUUAUUUAUUGAUAUAUAAUUUAUGUUGGGUGUUUAUGUAGUUUGGGUGAGAUGAUAACUUGUGUGAGCCCAACGGCUGCAUUUUUGUGAUCAUAUUGCAGCUGAUACUUUUGUUUGUAAGUUUGUUUUAUUAUUUGGAAAUGCUGGUGAUUUUGUGAAUGACUGAUGGUCCUUUUUUUUGGGUGA
This is a messenger RNA of Asparagus officinalis (garden asparagus), 1478 nucleotides long. Its product is annotated as probable transcription factor PosF21. Gene Ontology annotation, cellular component: nucleus. The record is from RefSeq and is a predicted model, not a curated record. The transcript has 5 exons. NCBI's taxonomy places the organism in Eukaryota, Viridiplantae, Streptophyta, Magnoliopsida, Asparagales, Asparagaceae. Gene Ontology annotation, biological process: regulation of DNA-templated transcription. The coding region runs from base 263 to 1267 and encodes 334 amino acids. Gene Ontology annotation, molecular function: DNA-binding transcription factor activity.